Schistosoma spindalis is the source of this 4199-nucleotide messenger RNA. The record is from the annotation of a GenBank genome assembly. Lineage: Eukaryota; Metazoa; Platyhelminthes; Trematoda; Strigeidida; Schistosomatidae.
UUAUUAUUGUUAUUAUUAUUAUUACUCUACCACGUCAUUUAUUCACCCUCUCUUAUUCCUACUUUAUAUAUGCGUUUCGACCUAGACAGCAGCUCACCUAUGGUGAAAAUUCAGCUUUAUCUAUACGUUCCCGAGUCACUGCCUGGUUGAAAAUUGUAUGUUACUACCGAACAUGAGUACUGAAGCAGUUUUUCUGAAACCGCGUGCACCAUUCAAACUGGCUACCUUCAACGUUCGCACACUUAUGCAGGUCGGACAACAGAUAGGACUGGCUAUGUCUUUGGAAAGUCUUAAUAUUGAUGUGUGUUGUCUAUCCGAGACCCGUAUUCAAGACUCUAGUGAAGUACUACAAGUUCACUCUCCAUCUGUCACUUCAAAAAGCUUGUUUUAUGUGCGUUUAUCCGGGGACCCUGUGGCAUCUUCGUCUGGUCUUACUGGCGUUGGUAUCGCACUAAGCGCAAGAGCUGAGGCAGCACUAGUCGACUGGAUCCCCAUUAACAGUCGGUUAUGUGCUGUUAGAUUAGAAAGUUCCAUCAAAGUGAGAAGAAAUAGGCGUGAGAAACGAUGUCUUUUCGUCAUCUCCGCCUAUGCCCCGACAGAUUGCAGCCCGGAUGCAAUCAAGGACGAGUUCUACCAUCAGCUAACUGUUCUUCUCCAGAAAGUGCGUUCGACAGAUAUUGUAGUACUAGCUGGAGACUUGAAUGCUCAGGUCGGGCGUCUAGGCACAGAAGAGAGUCGUUUAGGUGGCCGAUGGGGACUCGUUGGUCGCAGGACAGAUAACGGGGAACGUCUACUGCAAAUAUGCACAGACCACAACCUGUUUCUGGCUAGCACUAACUUUCGGCACAGUCAUCGCCGAUGUGCCACCUGGCGUCCCUCUUCUACAUCUCAAGCCUGGACUCAGAUUGAUCACAUCGCGAUCAGCUACCGCUGGCGUGGUUGUGUACAAGACUGCCGCUCCUUUUGGAGUACCUAUCUGGAAUCUGAUCAUGCUCUGGUCUGCGCCAAUCUUACCUUACUUUUCAGUGGACAACGAAGUGACCGCCACCAAAGGAUUGAUGUUAGCAAGCUGGCUGCAACUUCUGUUGCUAGUAAGUACCGAACCGAGCUAGCUUCUAGGCUAGCUACCAUUCCACCGAAAAGUAUAGAUGAGCAUUGGUUGCAAUUGCAUGACGCCAUGAAAAUGGCGGGUAAAGUCUGUUGUGGGUUUGCGAAACGUCCCGCUUACAAGCACUGGGUUUCUUCUGGUUCCUUACAACUGAUUGAAGCCCGUCGGUCUACUUCGGGUGACCGUGAGUUUGACCACAGACGAAGGAUGUUACGUAAUGAAAUCGGGCAAAGCUUGCGUAAGGACCAAGAAGCCUGGUGGUCGGAGCGUGCCAGUGAGUUGGAAGCAGCAGCUGCAUCUGGUAAUUACCGGAAGCUCUUCCAACUCAUCCGAGCCACUGGCAGCAAGAAGUUUGGUGUGAGCGAAACAAUCUGCGAGGAUGACGGAACGCCAAUCACUAACAUCCAUCGACGUCUUGGACGAUGGGCAGAAUUCUUUGAAGGGCAGUUCAACUGGCCUGCUGCUCCGGCAACAUCGGUCAGACUGUCCUGCCCUCCAUGGCCGGUGACGACUGAUCCACCAAAUGAGGCGGAAGUCCGCAAGGAACUCCAACUCUUGAAACGUUACAAAUCACCGGGCCCAGACGACUUACCUCCGGCUCUUUUUAAAGAUGGUGGUGACUUUUUGACUAAGGGACUGACGACGUUGUUUACAAAGAUCUGGGAACUAGAGAGUGUACCAACGUCAUGGAAUGAGUCGAUAGUUGUCCCUAUCUUUAAAAAGGGUUCACGUUGUUCCUGUAACAACUAUCGGGGGAUAAGUCUACUUCCGAUUGCGUCCAAGCUAUUGGCUUCCGUCAUACUUCGUAGGUUGUUCAGGACCCGAGAAGGAUUGGCUCGCGAGGAGCAGGCUGGGUUUCGUUCUGGUCGAGGAUGUAUUGAUCAUAUCUUCACCCUCCGCCAAGUGUUAGAACACCGCCAUACUUAUCAAAGGCCAACAAUAGUAGUGUUUCUUGAUAUCAGGGCUGCCUUCGAUUCGUUGGACAGAACUGUUCUCUGGGAUUGUCUAUUGAAGAAGGGUGUGCCUGAGAAGUUUAUUAACAUCCUAAAAGCCCUAUACACAAACACCUCAGGCAGAGUGAGGGCAUACAACCACCUUUCUCCGUUAUUCCAUUCGAGCAGUGGGGUUAGGCAGGGUUGCCCAAUAUCACCAUUCCUCUUCAACUUUGCCAGCGAUGACAUUCUGGAAACAGCUCUGACGGAUGUAAGUAAUGGUGUGGAUCUGUUGCCUGGAGAAAGACUUCUCGACCUUGAGUAUGCGGAUGAUAUUGUCUUACUGUGCGAGAAUGCCCAAGCUAUGCAAUCCGCACUUAAUCAGUUGGCAAUCAAUGUCCGUAGGUAUGGUAUGUGCUUUGCACCUUCGAAGUGCAAAGUACUUCUACAAGACUGGCAGGAUUCUAAUCCUGUACUCACUCUGGAUGGUGAGCAGAUUGAAGUAGUCGAGAAGUUCGUGUAUCUAGGUAGCUGCAUAAGUGCUGGUGGUGGUGUGAGUGAUGAGAUCAAUGCUCGUAUAGUGAAAGCCAGAGCGGCUUAUGCCAAUCUGGGUCAUCUUUGGCGCCUUCGUGAUGUUAGUCUGGCUGUAAAAGGUCGGAUCUACAACGCGACGGUGAGAGCAGUUUUGCUCUAUGCUUGUGAAACCUGGCCUCUCCGAGUUGAGGAUGUUAGACGACUCUCUGUGUUCGAUCAUCGUUGUCUCCGAAGGAUUGCUGGCAUCCAGUGGCAACACCAUGUCAGUAAUGCAGAGGUUCGGCAUCGAGUGUUCGGUCACAGAGACGAUAAUUCCAUUGGUGUCACCAUCUUGAAACACCGACUUCGGUGGCUUGGACAUGUUCUACGAAUGUCGUCCCAGAGAAUUCCACGUCGUGCAUUAUUUGCCGACUCUGGGACUGGUUGGAAAAAGCGGAGAGGUGGUCAGUAUAUGACAUGGUGUCGUGGUAUGAAAGAAAGCUGCAAAGGGCUGGCUUGUGUUGGUCCUUCACGACUCCCUGGUUGGGGUCCGAGAGACGGUGUAACGCAGUGGCUAGAGACGUUAUCAGAUAUGGCUAAGAAUAGAAGCCAGUGGCGAUCGUGCUGUAACCUCUUACUUUCUUCAUAAAAAGUGUUUAUAUCUUCCUUAACUGAAAGAUCUCUUCUGAUUGUACCUUUCCGUUUCCCCCACCAUUGUUCUCUCUCUCUCCCUUUUUUUUUAUAAUUCCCCACGUUCAUUACCUUUUUUUUUCUCUUUCCUCCUUCUCUUCAAACUAUCAUUGUUUUGUGUGGCGCAUAUAUAUUUGGUGCCCCUCUGUACCAAUAUUUAUGUGUUCAAAUAAAUAAAUAAACAAAUAUACUACUAUUUCCGUCAUUUCUCAAACAGUAGAAUGAUCAUAAGUGGGGUCCCUGUUGUCUCCUUUUUCCUCACGUAGGUAGGUAUUGGGUUAAUUUGCUGAAAAUGUGUGGUAUUUUUCGUCUGAUGAAAAUAUAGUAGAUUGAGUUAGUUUCCAGCCUAGAACACACAUGUUAAAAUGGGAUGCCUCAGACCCAUUCUACUCAUUGCAUUCUUACAUUGGCUCGUACACGUCGGUCAAGUUUCCGGUUGAUUUAUAUUUUAACUUAAUAGCUAUCGUUAAAAGCGUCUAGAGACAAACCUUCAGAACAUUUGCCUUGUUCUAGUUCAAUUUCUUCACAGCUUUUAUGAUAGUAAUAGUGAUAUAAUGUUGUCUCACUCAAAGUGUUGGUUCAGUGCUCUACUGAGUCGUUUAAAAAUUAAAAUUUUCUGUUUUGAUAUUUCAAGCUACUCUCCUCAAGAGUAACGUACUUUCUUCGGCGACAAUUCAGCUAAACGUUGCUGCUUAGAUACAUACAUGAACAGUACGAAAAGUCCUGAGAUAUCCAAAUAAUCAGUUGUAUCACUUAAAUAAGAUUGAGCAAAUAGGAUCAUUGGUUUUAUGUUUAUUUCGAAGAUAAUUUGAUAGAAUUCAGUGCGCCUGGCAGAAGUUUAGUAUUUCAUUCUUUUUGGUGGUUUCUGGAAUUCCAUCUUGCAUCGUUUUUGAAGACUAUAUUUGAAGAUAAAUUUUAGUAGACUAAUGGCGUCCAUGUUCGUAAUAGUCAUAUAU